GAUGCCUUGUCCGAUACUUCUACUUUUGAUUUCUUCAAAAAUUGUAAUGAGUCAAAGAGAGAGAGACCCUUCCCUUCCUAUUCCACUCAAGUCAAGUCAAGUAUAGUGAGAGAGUAGUCUCUUCACUUCACUCUUAAAUUAAAAUCAAUUAAAGAAAAUGCAGAGGAAGAAGACCAACUCUUCUCAUUAUUCUUCUUCUUCAAACCCACUUUCAGAAAUGGAAAUGGAAACGGAGAAUCUUCAUUUCAAACCAGGUUCAACAGUUGAGGUCUGUACUGAAGAAGAUGGCUUUCUCAACGCAUGGUUCCCGGCCACCGUUCUCCGACAACCCACCUCUCCUUUCUCUAACUCUCACAUCAAGAAGAAGACCAAGCGUUAUUCCAAAACUACCCAAAACUCAAAACUCGUCGUUAAAUAUCUCUACAUGCUUGAAGAUGACAACGAUAACCUUCUUGUUGAAAAAGUUGACUCCUUUUUAGUCAGACCAAAUCCUCCUCCUGAUACAGACCCUGAUAAGCCCUUUGAUCUAUACGAAGCCGUUGAUGCUUUCCACGACGAAAUCUGGUGGACUGGAGUCGUCGUUAAUGUCAGAGGUGAUGAUUAUACAGUUCGAUUCAUCUACCCACCUGAUAUUCUUCUAUGUAAAAGGUCUCAGCUCCGACCUCAUUGGGAUUGGGUUGAUCAGAAAUGGGUUCGAGGCAAAAAGCAGGAACUAAAGUAUUCGAAAUUCAGAUCAGGAACAGCUGUAGAAGUGAAUCUGAAUCCUGAAAAUGUAAUCCCUGCAUGGAUGCCAGCAAUUGUGAUUGGGGAAAUUGAUGGUAAAACUUCUGUUGGGGUAAAGUGUAAGAAGAAUAUUAAAGAUCGUGAUGAGGGCGUUUUCGAAGUAGAUCGGGAGAUGAUUCGACCCCAACCUCCAGAAACGAGUGAUGUUGAUAAAGUUUUUGAGGUGUUGGAUAAGGUGGAUGCUCUUUGUGAUUUGGGUUGGUCAGUUGGAGUAGUCACUAAAACUCUUCUAAUCAGAAAGUACAUUGUUAAAUUCGAUCAUGGGAGGAAGUUCACGACGGAGAUGAUGUUUGAUCGCACUGAACUGCGUUAUCACUUGGAUUGGAUUGAUGGGAAAUGGGUUGACAAAUCAAAGGAGAACUUAAUUACACCGGAGAAUCGAAAAAUAUCAACAUGUGAUGAAGGUAGAAGUAUUGGUUUACCAACCUUAAAUGGAAGUAGUUGGGGUAGUGUUACUGAAAAAGUAACAUCAUGUACAACAAACAUGGAUGAAGAUCAAAUAUCUCCUUGUAUUGUUAAUUCAUCAACAUUUGAACUUGAAAAGCUUCAACUUUCAACUGCAGCUAAAGCUAAGGCUUCUAGUACACAGAAAGAUGACAAUAAGUUUACUAAGUCGAACCAAGUAGAAGAAAAUGAUGAUUCGGGUAGGUUAAGUGAGCCUCAAGGAGCACCAGUCCUUGUGAACAUGGGCAGCGCGUCUUCUUUGCAGGACGGGGAUCAAAAUAAUAUGAACCUGAAGCACCAGUCUCCUAACAAUGAUAUUGCUAUAUCGAACCAAGUAGAGGAACUUGACAAUUUGGGCAGGUUAGCGGAGGAGACUCAAGGGACACCAGUCUUGGAGAACACUGGUGGCCCGAAUUCUUCUUUUAAGGAGGGGGAUCAAAAUGAUGUGAAUAUGAAGCACCUGUCUCCUGACAAUGAUAUUGCUAAGUCAAACCUAAUAGAAGAAAUUGACAAUUCGGGUAGGUUAGUGGAGCCUCAAGAAGCAUCACCAGCCUCAAGAAGCACCAAUCUCGAAACACCAGUCUUUGAGAACACCGGCGACUUGACUUCUUCUUACAAGGAGGGGGAUCAAAUUGAUUUGAAUAUGCAACACCAGUCUCCUGACAAUGAUAUUGCCAAAUCGAACCAUAUAGAAGAACUUGACAAUUCAGGCAGGUUAGCAGAGCCUCAAGGAGCACCAGUCUUCGAGAACACCGGUAGUGCGGCCUCCUUUCAGGAGGAUCAAAAUGAUAUAAAUAUGAAGAACCUGUCUCCUGACAAUCACAUUGCUAAAUCAAACCAAAUGGAAGAACUUGACAAUUCAGGCACGUUAGCGAAGCCUCAAGAAUCACCAGUCUUCGAGAACACCAGCAGUGCGGCCUCUUCUCAGAUGAAGAACUUGUCUCCUGACGAUGAUAUUGCUAAAUCAAACCAAAUGCAAGAACUUGACAAUUCGGGCAUGUUAGUGGAGCCUCAAGAAGCACGAGUCAUCGAGAACGCCAGCAGCGCAACCUCUUUUCAGGAGGGUGAUCAAAAUAACAUUGGAGCCAUUUGUGAAAUAGACAGAAAUCGAAAACAACAUGAGGUUAGCAAUGUACAAGGAAGUCCUCAAAAUCUUCCCAUUGUGAGAAGAUCUGCAAUCUGGGAAUUUGUGGAUUCAUUAGAAGUGUUCAAGAAAUUGCCACAGAAUCCUCAAUUUCAGUUUUUGGCAGCUAAAAAUGAAAUUGAGCUUGAAGUAAUAGCUUUGACUAAUAAGGUAAAAUUUGCAUAUGUAAUUGACAUGAUCUCGAAAUUGCAUGAAGAAUCUACUACAACAGAUACUGUUGAUUCCAUAAUAAAGCAAUUGAACAAAUUGCAAAAUAUGGGAUUUGAUGUGGAGUUACUAAAGAAUUAUCUUAGUGAGUUUAAAAGACUCAAACUUGAGUUAGUAGAUGUUAAAACCCAACUCAUGGAACAUAUUGGCUAUUAUAACUAAUCACUAAUGAGAACCAAACCAAGUCAUUUUGAUUUUCAUUCCUUGGUGACCGAUCAUGGGCUAUUAUGUGUUUUGUUUUAAGUGCCAAGGAUGAAUAUGUAAUUAUGUGUUUAUAAAAACUUGUUUAUAUCAUAGGGUGUUUUGUCUUUGUAAUAUUGUAAUUGGCCAGUCAAUUAUUAGACUUCUUGUAAGUAAAUUAGCAAGUUUAUAAUGUAUGUUAAAUUAUGCUUCUAAUUAA
Cannabis sativa is the source of this 2978-nucleotide messenger RNA. RefSeq names its product DUF724 domain-containing protein 7. NCBI's taxonomy places the organism in Eukaryota, Viridiplantae, Streptophyta, Magnoliopsida, Rosales, Cannabaceae. The record is from RefSeq and is a predicted model, not a curated record. The coding region runs from base 158 to 2740 and encodes 860 amino acids. The transcript is spliced from 11 exons.